Molecule: messenger RNA, 7720 nt
Organism: Oncorhynchus keta (chum salmon)
Lineage: Eukaryota; Metazoa; Chordata; Actinopteri; Salmoniformes; Salmonidae
Product: voltage-dependent T-type calcium channel subunit alpha-1H-like
Biological process (GO): positive regulation of calcium ion-dependent exocytosis; sodium ion transmembrane transport; neuronal action potential
Cellular component (GO): voltage-gated calcium channel complex; voltage-gated sodium channel complex; neuron projection
Molecular function (GO): low voltage-gated calcium channel activity; voltage-gated sodium channel activity
Source: RefSeq, a predicted model, not a curated record
CUGGUAUAUAUUCCACUCUAAAUGUUCCUUGACUCCUGUCUCCACGUGGUUUGAGCGUGUCUCCAUGCUGGCUAUUCUUCUGAACUGUGUGACGUUAGGAAUGUUCCAGCCCUGCGACGACGUUCACUGUCUCAACAACCGCUGCUCUUUCCUACAGGCUCUGGAUGACGGUAUCUUUGUGUUCUUUGCGGUGGAGAUGCUGGUGAAGAUGGUGGCUCUGGGUGUUCUAGGUCAGAAGGGUUACCUUGGCGACACCUGGAACAGACUGGACUUCUUCAUCGUUAUCAUCGGGAUGUUGGAGUAUUCUCUAGACGGACACAACGUCAGCCUAUCAGCCAUCAGGACUGUCAGGGUGCUCCGCCCACUACGAGCCAUCAACAGAGUACCCAGUAUGCGUAUCCUGGUGACUCUGCUCCUAGACACUCUCCCCAUGCUGGGGAAUGUUCUGGCACUCUGUUUCUUCGUCUUCUUCAUCUUCGGCAUCGUGGGCGUGCAGCUGUGGGCGGGGCUACUGAGGAACAGGUGCUUCAUGGGAGAAGACUUCAAAACGAUAUACAACGUCUCCUUCCUGACUGGGUACUAUCGUCCCGAGGAGACGGAGGACAUCCCUUUUAUCUGCUCAACCAAUCGGGAGAACGGAAUGCUGCGGUGUUCCGACGUUCCGCGCCGCCGUGUGGACGGGUCCUGGUGCAUGCUGGGGGCAGAAGGGGUCGGGGAGGGGCCUGGGGCAGAUGGACCAAUAGGAGGCGGGUGUGUGAACUGGUACCAGUAUUAUAAUGUCUGUCGCGCUGGGGAGCGAAACCCUCAUAAAGGAGCCAUCAACUUUGACAACAUCGGAUACGCCUGGAUCGCUAUCUUUCAGGUGAUAACUCUGGAAGGCUGGGUGGACAUCAUGUACUAUGUAAUGGAUGCUCACUCCUUCUACAACUUCAUCUACUUUAUAUUCCUCAUCAUCGUGGGCUCGUUCUUCAUGCUGAACCUGUGCCUGGUCGUCAUAGCGACCCAGUUCUCAGAGACGAAGCAGCGAGACGCCCUGAUGAGGUCGGAGCAGCGCGCCCGUUACCUCAGCAACGCCUCCACUCUGGCUUCCUAUCAGGAGCCGGGGUCCUGCUACGAGGAGAUACUGCGCUACAUCGGACACCUGUACCGUAAACUGACCCGCAGAGUCGCCCGGGCCGUCACACACUGCUCUACGCACACACCUCCUUGUACUUGUUGGACACACUCACACCAACACACACCCAAAGGAGAGGUGAACGGACUGGCCAAUCGGCACUCGGGACGUGGCGUCUUCCACCUUCGUCCUCCUCCUCUUCCUCGUCCGCCUAACUGCGUGGGGGUGGAGAUGAGUAACGGGGGAGUAGGCAGGGAGUUAAACUACCCCUCUAUCUACCCCCACGACCUCUACGACCUGACCCCCGACCCCAGCUACAUGACCUCCAGGGGGAGGGGCCACACCGUCACACUGGUGUUAGAGCCCAAUAAGACGGCAGAGCACAGGGAGGCGUUGCCAUGCCCCUACUGCGUCCACGACGACCAGCUUUGUGACAACGACCAUGCCGAUUUUGAACCUAGCAACCGGCGCCAUGGCAACCUGAGCCCUCGCCGCGGUAACAGCCUUCGGCGUGUCGACGGACAGGCCUUGAGGCCGAUCAGAGACCUAGUUGGGUGGUGGGCGGAGCUACAGGCCAGGUUGGAGCAUGUGGUGAGCAGUAGGUACUUCAACAGAGGGAUCAUGAUCUCCAUCCUCAUCAACACUCUCAGUAUGGGGAUAGAGUUCCACCAACAGCCCCAGGAGCUGACUGACAUCCUAGAGAUCAGUAAUCUAGUGUUCACCAGUCUCUUCAGUCUGGAGAUGCUGCUGAAGCUGCUGGCCUUCGGACUCUUCGGCUAUAUCAAGAACCCGUACAACGGCUUUGACAGCGUCAUCGUCAUCAUCAGUGUAUGGGAGAUCGUUGGGCAGGCGGACGGCGGUCUGUCAGUCCUGCGUACGUUCCGUCUGCUGCGGGUCCUGAAGCUGGUCCGGUUCCUGCCCGCCCUGCGCAGACAGCUGGUGGUUCUGAUGAAGACUAUGGACAACGUAGCCACCUUCUGCAUGCUGCUCAUGCUCUUCAUCUUCAUAUUCAGUAUCCUAGGCAUGCAUCUGUUUGGCUGUAAGUUUGGUCUGAAGCUGGACAGUGGAGACACGCUACCUGACAGGAAGAACUUUGACUCGCUGCUCUGGGCUAUCGUCACUGUGUUCCAGAUCCUGACUCAGGAGGACUGGAAUCUGGUCCUGUAUAACGGCAUGGCCUCUACCUCUCCUCUCGCUGCUCUCUACUUUGUGGCUCUGAUGACCUUUGGGAACUACGUCCUCUUCAACCUGCUGGUGGCCAUCUUGGUGGAGGGCUUUCAGGCGGAGGGUGAUGCUAACAGGUCAGAGUCCGACGAUGAGAAACUGUCGACCUUAGAAGAGGAGGAGAAGAUGAAGGAGCUGUAUUCAGCAGAGUUGAAGCUCCAGGCGAUGAUGUUGACUCCUAAUGGCCUUCUGAAUCCCCGAGCCUCCAUGCCCCUCCCACCCACACAGUCACCGUGGCAACAACCGCCGCCACCAUCCCCACGGCAACGCCCGCCUCUCAUCCUGCACACAUUGGCCACGCCCACAACUUGCGACAGCCAAUCACGACGGGGCAGCGCCGUCUCUACGGACACAAGCAACACCCUGGACCCCAGGUCGCCGUCUCCAUGGGACAGCCGGCGCGCCAGCUGGUCUUCUAUUGGCCGAGGUCCCAGCCUACAGCAGCGGAGGAGCCAAUCUAGUGAGAGAGAUUCUCUGCUGUCAGAAGGCAGGGAGGAGUCUUUCGACCUCCUGGACCAAUCAGAGUAUCUGACCGUGCCGAUGCUCCGCCCACCUGGCUGUAACGGGAAGGCCCUUCACCUCCCUGACGCCGGGACCCUACGUUACUAUAGCGACCACGAGGAGGAGGAGGAGGACGCUGAGGAGAGUGUGUGUUUGCGGGUGAAGCUGGUCCUGGAGCCCUAUAAGCCCCAGUGGUGUAGAGAUCAUGAGGACUGGGCUCUCUACCUGUUCUCCCCAUGUAACAGGUUUCGUCAGUGGUGUCAGAGAGUGAUAACUCACAAGAUGUUUGAUCACAUAAUCCUCCUUUUCAUCUUCCUCAACUGCAUCACCAUCGCUCUGGAGAGACCAGACAUACAGACACACAGUACAGAGAGAGUGUUCCUCAGUGUGUCCAACCAUAUCUUCACUGUGAUCUUCAUAGCAGAGAUGACCGUUAAGGUGGUAGCCCAGGGUCUGUACUCAGGGGAAGCAGUCUAUCUGAAGAGCAGCUGGAAUGUUCUGGAUGGACUGUUGGUGUUUGUAUCUCUGCUGGACAUUCUGGUUUCCAUAGCAUCCGCCGGCGGUAACCGUAUCCUAGGAAUCCUCAGAGUGCUGCGACUCCUGCGUACCCUUCGACCCCUCAGGUGUGUGAUGUGAUCCCCAGGGCUGAAGCUGGUAGUAGAGACUCUGAUCACAUCUCUGAGACCCAUCGGAAACAUCGUCCUCAUCUGCUGCGGCUUCUUCAUCGUGUUUGGAAUACUGGGAGUACAGCUUUUUAAGGGUAAGUUCUUCCACUGUGAGGGGGCGGACGUGAGGAACGUGACCAAUAGGACUGACUGUCUCCGUGCCGGCUACCGGUGGACACGACGCAAAUACAACUUCGAUAACCUGGGACAGGCGUUGAUGUCUCUGUUUGUCCUGUCCUCUAAAGACGGGUGGGUCAGCAUCAUGUAUGACGGACUGGACGGUGGGGUAGACCAGCAGCCGGUGAGGAACCACAACCCGUGGAUGCUCCUGUUCUUCAUCUCCUUCCUCCUCAUCGUCAGUUUCUUCGUCCUCAACAUGUUCGUGGGCGUCGUCGUGGAGAACUUCCACAAGUGUCGUCAGGACCAGGAGGAAGAGGAGGCCAAGGCCCGGGAGGAGAAGAGAGCCAAGAGAGCAGAGAAGAGGAGGAGGAAGGCCCAGGAGAGGCCCUACUAUGCAGACUACUCCCCGGUGCGUCUCACCAUCCACACGUUGUGCACCAGCCACUACCUGGACCUCUUCAUCACCGUCAUCAUCGCUACCAACGUCCUCACCAUGAGCAUGGAGCACUACAACCAGCCGCAGUAUCUGGAGGAGGGGUUGAAGUAUUGUAACUACGUCUUCACUCUGGUGUUUGUUAUCGAGACGGUCCUCAAACUCAUCGCCUUCGGGCUGAGACGGUUCUUCAAGGAGAGGUGGAACCAGCUGGACCUGGCCAUCGUUUUGUUGUCCGUCAUGGGCAUCACUGAGGAGAUUGACCUCAACGCGUCCCUGCCCAUCAACCCCACCAUCAUACGCAUCAUGAGAGUACUGAGGAUCGCUAGAGUAAUACUGUUGAAGAUGGCAACAGGGAUGAGGGCUCUACUAGACACUGUGGUUCAGGCCCUGCCUCAGGUGGGGAAUCUGGGUCUCCUCUUCAUGUUGCUGUUCUUCAUCUAUGCAGCACUGGGAGUGGAGCUGUUUGGGAAACUGGGUCAGUCACAGUGCUGUGAGUGUAAUCAGUCGACCAAUCACGCCACGUUCCAGAACUUUGGCAUGGCGUUCCUCACCUAUGUCAGACCGGUUUCCACCGGUGACAACUGGAAUGGAAUUAUGAAGGACACGCUGCGGGACUGUCGUCCAGAGGACCGUUCCUGUCUGUCCUACCUCCCUCUGGUUUCUCCGGUCUACUUCGUGACCUUCGUCCUGACGGCCCAGUUCGUGCUGGUCAACGUGGUGGUGGCGGUGUUGAUGAAACACCUCGAGGAGAGCAACAAGGAGGCACAGGAGGAGGCAGAGGAGGAGGCCAAGGAGGAGGAGGCGCGUCAGGAGGAGGCCAGGCAACAGGAGGCCAGGCAAGAGGAGGCGCGACAGGAGGCCAUUUGUCCCUUUAGCAACGCCACAGUGUGCGGCGUGGAAUCAUCUAGACAGGUUGUGGAAGAAGAGCGUUGUCGUGGUAGCCUGCUGAUGGCGGGCCGGCCGUCUCUGUCUCGUAUGAUGUCUCUGCCUAGCGACAGCUACAUGCUCCGCCCCCUACAGCCUCUCGGACACACCCGCUACCCUCCCAUUGGCCACGACACCUACAAGGGAUGCGGUUUCUCAGGUUCUGUCUACUCCAUGGGUUCUAGCGGAGCAGGAUCCCUACUGCAGGUCCCGGGGGCGUUACCGUCUGGAAGCCACGCAUCCCUCAGCUCCAGGGGCUCCAGCUGCAGACCCACAGUCAGGCUCAGCCCCUCCCACAGCGUAGACAGACACUCCCUCUCCAUGGCGAGACACACCCCCAGGAGGCCUGGCCACGUUGACAGCAGACGGGCCUCUUAUAUACACAGCCCAUCCCACAGUAUGGACACACAUCGUUACAGACUCAGCCCUGCUCAGAGCAUCGACAGAGACUCCUCCCGUUACCUCGAUAGACACGCCCCUUAUAUCCACAGCCCCUCCCACAGCAUGGACAGUAGACACACCCCUUAUAUCCACAGCCCCUCCCACAGCAUGGACAGUAGACACGCCCCUUAUGUCAGUAGCCCCGCAAACAGCAUCAAUAGACACACCUCUUAUAUGAGUAGCCCAUCCCACAGCAUGGACAGACAGCCGGGACCCAGCUCCUCCCUCGGUGUGAGAAGACAGCUGAGGAGACAGGAGGCGGUGCGUUGUGACUCUGAGGACCUGAGCUGCAGUUCCACCGACGAUCUGCGGGGAGGGAGCUCUGUCGACGGCACCCACCUCACCGUACCCAGCAUGCACCUCUCACCGCUACCCAGCCUGCCCCCUGGUGGUAACACACACCUGGACGUACACCACCCCUCCUCGCCGUCCCGCGCCCCCCGAGGACGCACCUCCAGCCACACACACACCGUACACACACUGCGUCACACACACAGUCAGAGGGUUAUAUCUACCAGAGGACACAGUAGGAGCCACAGUGAUAGCAGGCCCCAGCGGCCCCCCAGCCCUCAGAUCUCCACCCCUCAGACGACAGACAACCCACAGACACCCCAGAGGCCUGAGAUACCCCAGACCCCAGGUCCCAGCCUCACCCUCGCUCUCUGCUCUGGAGGUCCCAGCCUGUCCCUCUCCUCCCCCUCCACACCCUCAACCCCCAGCCUCAACCUCACCCUCUCUACUCCCUCCACUCCCCAGAGCCCUCAGACCAGCUUUGACCCAAAGCAGAGUCCCAGUUCCAGCCCUGCCUUCAGCCGUGAUCCAUUUCCCCUGAGCCUCGGUUCCAGUCGUAGCCGUCUCCCCACUUCCUUUCCAGAUGAGACUGAUGAUGAAGUCUGUCGCAUCACACACCACGCGUCCAGCCCCUCACACACACCUGAACACACACACCACGCGUCCAGCCCCUCACACACACCUGAACACACACACCACGCGUCCAGCCCCCCACACACACCUGAACACACACACCACGCGUCCAGCCCCUCACACACACCUGAACACACACACCACGCGUCCAGCCCCUCACACACACCUGAACACACACACCACGCGUCCAGCCCCCCACACACACCUGAACACACACACCACGCGUCCAGCCCCUCACACACACCUGAACACACACACCACGCGUCCAGCCCCCCACACACACCCUGCUCUCCCCACACCUCCCUCCACGCCUGCCUCUCAUUUGAAGAGGACCAGAGGAACCGGUGUCUCAGCAGCCAAUCGGCGUCUCCCGUUCGAGAGUGGACCAGGAAGCAGAGGAUGAGCCCGCCCUGCAUCUCCGUAGCCCCACCUGCUGAAGCCCAGGUUUCCACGGUGACCCAGUCGACGGACAGCAGCAUGCAUCUGAGGAGGCGGACCCUGUCGGUUGACUCCGCCUCUCAGAGAGACUCAUUGGACACGAACCCAGCGGAGACACGCCUUUCUGUUCCCUUUCUCCAAUUGGACUCCAGCUUUAUAAGCCUCACGGUGGAUUCUGACCAAUCAGGAUGUGCGUUAUUGACGGACAACGAACCCGUCGAGGGGAGGGGGAGAGAAGGGGAGGAGCUCGGAACUCUCAGUCUCUGCUGGGAUUGGUUCCCAACCCUCUCAGAAGGAGGAGCUUAGUGCGCAUGCUCAGCACACGGGAAGGAGAGGAGGAGACUCAACCCUGACCUCUGAACUCUAAGAAAUAGUUUCCUUUCUCCAACCCUCCUCCUAGAGAGACUCUGGUGAGGCAGCAGGGUUUUAGUCCAGCCCUGUUGGAACAGGUCUGAUUCAGCCAAUCAGCUGUUGAUAAGGACAACCAUGACCUUUGACCCCUAACCCCCCCCCCCCACCCCCCAGAAAGACUGCUGUGCUGUAGCCCCUCCCCCCUGAGGAGCCGUAGCCCCUCCCCCCUGAUGUCAGAGUGUGACAUCAUGGUACGGAAUGAUAUGCAAUUGGACCCCCCGACCUUCUCCCUCCCUCACCCACCCAUUGGUGGAAACUGUGUGUCUGUUAGGAGACGAUAUGUGUGUGACAUCAUCAGAACCUCCGGCACUGAACACUAUACCUGCCAUUAGUCGACCUUUAACUAUGUUAUUAUAACUAUGUCAUCUUUAAUCACCUUUGACCUUUCACCUGGCGACAGCCUCCCGUCGCUGCCGGUUGACGUCGGAGUCACGUCCUUUCCCCUGGAGGACAUUUCACCCCUGGCGACAGCCUCCCGUCGCUGCCGGUUGACGUCGGAGACACGUCCUUUCCCCUGGAGGA